AAUCAUCUUUGUGGCUACCUAACACACCCUCCAAUCAUUGUCAUCGUUGUUCUCGCUCGAAGUUUCUUCAUCCUCAGCUCCACCUUCUCUCACCUUCACCGAAGCAAUUCCAGUUAUCAUCGCCGCAUCUAGGUCUCCGAGCAAGCUCCACUCGUCCAACCUCCCCGCCAGAUGAUCGCCUCCAGCGCUACCCCGAUGGGCCGCGCCACCACUCCAACCCCCGGUGCCCAGUCCCGGUGGCCGCGUGCCGUUGCGCAGCUCCACCUGGCUCUCCGCUCGCCAGCCGCGCGGAGUGGUAGCAGCGGGCGCUGGAUGGGAUGCUUCAGGCCGGCGCCGGUGCCCGCGCCGUCGUCACCGGCGGUUACGGUGGGGGUGAACGAGGGGAGGGGGAAGCGGCCGGAGGCAACGGAGGUGGAUAUGGAGCCGGCACGCGGCGGAGGGGACGACUUAUGGAGCGUUCAGGCCGAGGAGGAGGUAGCGCAGGGCGGGGAGUACCCGGAGCACCUUGUCGUCAUGGUCAAUGGCCUCGUGGGGAGUGCGGAUGACUGGAAGUUUGCAGCUGAGCAGUUCGUGAGGCGGAUGCCAGACAAAGUGAUCAUCCACCGGAGUCAAUGCAACUCUGCUACACAGACAUUUGACGGAGUUGACUUGAUGGGAGAAAGGUUAGCAAACGAGGUUCUAUCAGUUGUCGAGCAAAGAAGAGGUGUGAAGAUGAUCUCAAUUGUGGCGCACUCUCUGGGUGGUCUUGUUGCCAGAUAUGCUAUAGGAAGGCUUUACGAAUGUGGUAACAGAACUAAAUGUUCCGUUGGGAACAACAGAGAGCAAGUUGAAUGCUUGGAGGGUCUCAUCGCCGGCUUAAAACCUAUGAACUUUAUAACCUUUGCAUCACCACAUCUGGGUUCAAGUGGAAACAAACAGCUCCCCUUUCUAUGUGGCUUGCCUUUCCUGGAGCGAAGAGCAUCAGAAACUGCACAUUUGAUUGUUGGAAGAACUGGAAAGCAUUUAUUCCUUACAGACAGUGAUGAUGGUAGGCGUCCACUCCUUCUUCAAAUGGUUCAGGAUCAUGAUGAUAUAAAAUUCAGAUCCGGAUUGCGCUCUUUCAAACGACGUGUGGCAUAUGCGAAUGCCAAUUUUGACCAUAUGGUGGGUUGGAGAACAUCGUCAAUCCGGCGUCAACACGAGUUGCCAAAACAUCGCCUUCUUGUUCGUGAUGAGAAGUAUCCACAUAUAGUCCAUGUUGAUAGAGGAAUUAUGGACAGAAAUGAAACCGAAGUGAGUGCUAAUCUCUGUGGCCCAGAAGAGGAGAUGAUAAGAGGCCUAACACAACUGCAGUGGGAACGUGUUGAUGUGAGCUUCCAGAAAAGUAGUCAAAGAUUGGUUGCGCAUAACACCAUCCAGCGGUAUUUGGUCCAGGAAACAACAAAAGGCUUCAGUCCAGAUGACCAUAUAGCACGGAUGACCAGAACUGCUCAGCUUUGAGUUAUCUUUGGCAUUUCUUGAGCUCCACCGAGUUGGCAUCAUCUAUUGUAAUUAUGUCCGUGGUCAGUAGAUAGGCUAAAGCAUGCGGAUUCAAUAGCAUCACUGGCAAGCUGAAUUGGUUCUCCAUAAAAUUCCUGUUGAGUUGGCAAUAUGCUUUUGCUGUGGGGUCGGAUAUCGAUUUUCACCUAUGCCAUUACUGUGCAAUCAUCAUCAUCAACAAGUUUGAAUGCAUGGAUUGUACUGCCAAUCCGUUUGAUA
Triticum urartu is the source of this 1737-nucleotide messenger RNA. RefSeq lists its product as uncharacterized. Gene Ontology annotation, biological process: lipid metabolic process. Lineage: Eukaryota; Viridiplantae; Streptophyta; Magnoliopsida; Poales; Poaceae. The record is from RefSeq and is a predicted model, not a curated record.